AGUUUGCGUAAAUAUUGAAUUCAAGUUGCUCAAUUUAGAGAAUAUAAUUAGUAUAAAUAUGAAUCAUUUAUUGAAAUCACAGAUUCAUGAGAAUUUCAGGUUAGCAUUGCCCGAGGGCUUAAAAGAUUUGAUGAGUGAUAUUUCCAGGGAAGUCCUUCGAGCACAACCUCAAGACUUGUACCAAUUUAUCACCAAAUAUAUUGAAGCACUAUUAGAAGCGCGUGAGACGUUAACCAUUGCUUGUCAAGUAUGCACCGAUGUAUGUAAUUGUAGAUGUGACCCUAUUAUACCAGAGUUGUAUAAGGAACUGAGGAAAACUGGUCUGGAUGAUGAGGAUCUUAAAAACGCCGUUCAAGUUAUAGAAAACCAUUUGAGGGGUGAUCAGGACGUAAACGAGUCAGUGAAGGAACAGAGUUUGUUAUCGAAAUUGUUAAGGAAAACCAGCAUUGAUGCAACUCAAGUACCUGCAGUACAGCUGGCAGUUCAGAAAGCGUUCAAAAGACACAUCUUAAGUCACGAUGAUCUGAUGAGUGUAAAUCUAGUCGGUGUUAAGGUCGAUACGGUGUGCGAGGGCCGUAAGAGUGCGUGA
Pararge aegeria (speckled wood butterfly) is the source of this 589-nucleotide messenger RNA. RefSeq lists its product as uncharacterized. Gene Ontology annotation, cellular component: membrane. Bases 59 to 589 code for a protein of 176 amino acids. The transcript has 4 exons. Lineage: Eukaryota; Metazoa; Arthropoda; Insecta; Lepidoptera; Nymphalidae. The record is from RefSeq and is a predicted model, not a curated record. Gene Ontology annotation, biological process: binding of sperm to zona pellucida.